Astrephomene gubernaculifera is the source of this 408-nucleotide messenger RNA. The record is from the annotation of a GenBank genome assembly. Lineage: Eukaryota; Viridiplantae; Chlorophyta; Chlorophyceae; Chlamydomonadales; Astrephomenaceae.
CCGGAGAAUAAUCUUGCGCUGAUAGAAGUGAACGAACUUCAGGGCAGCGGUCCCCGUCAUGUCGCUUUCCAGUACGAGACCUUUCAACGGCACUGACGAGCCAUCGCCCGACGAAGUCGUUGGUAACCUUAUAACUGGAAAUCCCGAGGAGUAUCCCCAAGAAGGGACAGAGUUUGUUGAAGCUGACAGUCUUCCGCUCUGGCGCGAAGCAGGGAAUCUUGGCGACCAGGGCAACUGCUGGGGAGUCGUACAACAAUGGGCUGAGGUGGCUGAGGUACCGGUAUUGGACACGGAAACCCGUAACGCGUGCUACACAUUCAUGCCAACCCAGCCCACUGACCAGCUGGUCAGCCUUGAGGACGCGCUGGCCGCAUCCAACCCCUCGUCUGCAGAUUUCUCGGAUGAGCU